AUGGCGGGUUUUUUUUUGAAUAAUGUCACCAAAAAAUUAUUUGUAACGACUCCUACGGCAACAACAUUUUUUAAAACUUUAACAACAAUUGCAAAACCAAAAGUUUUCUUGGAUGUUACCGCUGAUGACGAACCUAUUGGAGCAAUUAAAUUAGCAUUAUGUACUGGAGAGAAAGGAGACACAUACAAAAAUUCAAAAUUUCAUCGUAUCAUUCCUAAAUUUAUGAUUCAAGGAGGCGAUUUCACCAAGCAUAAUGGUACAGGUGGAAGAUCGAUUUAUGGAAAACAUUUUAAUGAUGAAAACUUUAACUUGAAACACACCGGAGAGGGUAUUCUUUCAAUGGCUAAUUCUGGACCAAAUACCAAUGGAUCUCAAUUCUUUAUUUGUACAGCCAAUACCAGUUGGUUAAAUAAUAAACAUGUUGUUUUUGGUCGAGUUGUUGAAGGAAUGAGCGUAGUUCAAGCCAUUGAAAAACUUGGAUCAGAAGAUGGCACACCAUCUAAAACUGUUAAAAUUACUGAUUGUGGUCAAUUAUCAUAA
Molecule: messenger RNA, 540 nt
Organism: Entrophospora candida
Lineage: Eukaryota; Fungi; Glomeromycota; Glomeromycetes; Entrophosporales; Entrophosporaceae
Source: the annotation of a GenBank genome assembly